Molecule: messenger RNA, 870 nt
Organism: Tigriopus californicus
Lineage: Eukaryota; Metazoa; Arthropoda; Copepoda; Harpacticoida; Harpacticidae
Exons: 3
Coding region: 1-654 (217 amino acids)
Source: RefSeq, a predicted model, not a curated record
AUGUUUUGGCGUCUCUUGUGCCUUUGUUUGAGCAUGUGUGGUCCUCUGGCCUUUGGAGGGCCACUCUCCGAGGAGCGUUUCUUAUUUGAGGACAUGACCAUGGACCCAAUGACUAGGAAGGACAGUAUACUGGCAUUCGAUUCCAUUGAACAAGACAUCAAUUCACUUCCUCCUCGGAUUCAACCUUCACUUUCGUCGAACUCCGAAGAGUUUUGGUCGCCAAGGAAAGCAAAGACAAACAAAUCCAAGGCAUUGCAGUAUCUUGUACAUGAGGCAUUGAUGCAUCAACAACCGACAAAUAUUGAUCAUUCAAUUAAGUUUUCUGUCCAACCGCCCGAAACGACUCCUAUUCGUGAAUUUGUCAUCACGCCAAGGUCCUUUGUCCGCACGAGAGUGGGAUCAAAGACUGGUUCCAAAACAGACUUGGAUCGGAUUUCUCGGAAAGUUGAAGAGGUUCCCAUAGAAACGACGACCCCGACUUUGGCUCCUUCAAUUUCCCUCCAAAGCACAAUGGCCUCAGUGGGAGACGACAUUGAGGAGGACCUUCCCAGUUUCUACGAAGAUCCAGACUCACAAAAUUCAUCAGACGUGAAGGCGAGAGUCAUCAACUGGAAGAUUAUUAACCAUGGGAAGCAAACUAUAUAUAUUCUAUGAGCGCUUGAUUUCUUUCUGUACAUGUGGAACAACAAGUUGGGAACUCCGAAAAAGCGAGGCUUCUCAUUUCGAGUUUGCCUUGUCUUGUGUUGAUUAUGAGUUCAAUCCUAUGAUUAGGCCCGGGCGUGUUUGUUGACUUUCUGAUAAAUCCUGGGGAAGGCGCCAUCACAUUUGUAUUUGGUUCUCAUCUCGUUGUAAAGCGUAUGAUCAAACAUG